Molecule: messenger RNA, 1212 nt
Organism: Sphenostylis stenocarpa
Lineage: Eukaryota; Viridiplantae; Streptophyta; Magnoliopsida; Fabales; Fabaceae
Source: the annotation of a GenBank genome assembly
AUGCAGCGUGCAAGGAAACUGAAGAGGGUUUCGUGGGCUCCUGCAUCUCAUCUUUGUCAGGAUAAGCAUGCAUUUUUCUGGAUUGGUGAGCAAAUGAGUGUGAAUCAUUUGCUUUCAUUGGACUGUUUGGACCUGACAGACUAUGAUGCACUUGUAAAAUUUUUCUUAUCUGAGGACUGUCCUUCAAAAAUUGGCAAUAAAUCUCAAGAGAAAUCAAAGGCAUUGUCCACAUGGCCUUUAACUACCAAUGAAUAUGGUGAUUCAUCACGCGGAUUUGAAGGCAAUCAUUUCCAGAAUCAAUAUUCAGAAUUCUCUGAAAUUUCUCAGAUUAAAUGGGAAUGCCCUCCUUCGUUUGCUUUGAGUCAUUGUUGGUGCGUUGCAGCUGGUGAAGAAAGUAUGGAGAAAUAUGAUCAAAUGCUAAGAGAAAUGAGAGUGUCUGAAGCAUAUUAUCCUUGCACUACUGCCAUUCCUCCUGGCCCUUUUGUUUCAUUUAACGUGGAGAAUGAAUGUUAUGAUGAUAGUCUUACUCCUGUCAUCCCUCAGAUUCACAUUCAGGAAUAUGAAUCAGUAACAGAUAUUAAAUCUGAUGUUUGUGUCAGAAAACAUAGAGACUCUCCCUCCAAUCUGGAGACACAAGCAGCAUCUUCGGAGGCAAAUUUAGUUGCAGCUUCUGCUGCUGCUGUUGUAGCUGCCAUCUCAGAAAGCAAUGAGAAAGUAACCGAAAUUGAUAUGGAUUUUCUCCUUACAAUAGCUAAUGACCCAAUAGUGAUUGGGAAAUUAAUCGAAGAAUAUUCAACUGUUACCACCACUGGGAUCAGUACACCCUUAAGAACUGUGAGUGCAAGACAAUCAACGUUGACCAUGUCAGAAAUUCAAUCUAUUCCAUCUCUGGCAACUACACUUGAUAAGCCUGCAACUCCACCUGUUCCUUUGUCUGGGCCUGUAUCUGCUCUUGCAAGAAGUCCUACACCUCAUGUGCACAUGCCUGUGAAAAAUCAAUGUAAGAAACUUGUUAGAAAACAUGGUGGUAAUAGUAAGCAAGACAUGCAGAAUCAUAAUAAUUUCCAAGAUUUGAAACGUCCACGUGUCAUUAAUCCAGAGGAGGUGAAAAUGAAAAUUGAGAAACCUUGCAAAUACUAUAAAACUUCAAGGGGUUGUCGCAAUGGUUCACGUUGCCGUUAUCAACAUGAUAUGUUAGUGUGGAGGAUGUAA